AUGAUAAUGCGCCUUUCCAAAGCCCUAAUAGACAUGGAGAUGGCAGAUUAUAGCGCAGCGCUAGACCCGGCGUAUACCACUCUGGAGUUUGAGAAUAUGCAGGUGCUGGCGAUGGGCAAUGACACGUCUCCAUCAGAAGCAGCCAACCUCAACGCUUCCAACAGCAUCGGGGUGAGCGCGCUGUGUGCCAUCUGCGGGGACCGCGCCACGGGGAAGCAUUACGGGGCUUCCAGCUGCGAUGGCUGCAAAGGCUUCUUCAGGAGGAGCGUCCGGAAGAACCACAUGUAUUCCUGCAGGUUCAACAGGCAGUGUGUGGUAGACAAAGACAAAAGAAACCAGUGCCGAUACUGCAGGCUUAAGAAGUGCUUUCAGCCAAAAUACUCUCUUGCAGCUGUACAAAACGAACGGGACCGAAUCAGCACCCGGAGAUCAAGUUAUGAAGACAGCAGCUUGCCCUCCAUCAAUGUCUUACUGCAGGCAGAAGUCCUGGCACAACAGAUAUCAUCCCCAGUUCCUGUAAUCAAUGGAGACAUCCGAGGGAAGAAGAUUGCCAACAUCGCCGACGUCUGUGAAUCCAUGAGGCAGCAGCUGCUGGUGCUGGUGGAGUGGGCCAAGUACAUCCCUGCCUUCUGCGAGCUGCCCCUGGAUGACCAGGUAGCACUGCUGCGAGCACACGCAGGGGAACAUCUGUUACUGGGAGCUGCCAAGAGGUCCAUGGUGUUCAAGGAUGUCUUGCUGCUAGGAAACGACCACAUCAUCCCACGGAACUGCCCUGAACUGGUGGAGGUGAACCGCGUGGCCAUCCGCAUCCUGGACGAGCUGGUCCUCCCCUUCCAAGAGCUGCAGAUAGACGAUAACGAAUAUGCCUGCUUGAAAGCCAUAAUUUUCUUCGACCCAGAUGCCAAAGGACUGAGCGACCCCUCCAAGAUCAAGCGGAUGCGGUACCAGGUGCAGGUCAGCCUGGAGGACUACAUCAACGACCGGCAGUACGACUCACGGGGCCGCUUCGGGGAGCUGCUGCUGCUGCUGCCUGUGCUGCAGAGCAUCACCUGGCAGAUGAUAGAGCAGAUCCAGUUUGUCAAGCUCUUCGGCAUGGCCAAGAUUGACAACCUGCUGCAGGAGAUGCUGUUGGGAGGCUCAUCGAGUGAAACGCCGCAUGCUCACCACCCCCUGCACCCUCAUCUGAUCCAGGAGAACCUGGGAACAAACGUCAUUGUGGCCAACACAAUGCCUCCUCAGAUGCACAAUGGGCAGAUGUCUACUCCAGAAACUCCACAGCCAUCCCCACCAGCAGGCUCAGGACCAGAGCAAUAUAAGCUGCUGCCCGGAGCUAUUGCAACUGUGGCAAAACAGCCCACCUCCAUCCCGCAGCCCGCCAUCACAAAACAGGAGGUCAUCUAG
Molecule: messenger RNA, 1401 nt
Organism: Pterocles gutturalis (yellow-throated sandgrouse)
Lineage: Eukaryota; Metazoa; Chordata; Aves; Pterocliformes; Pteroclidae
Gene: HNF4A
Product: hepatocyte nuclear factor 4, alpha
Exons: 10
Coding region: 1-1401 (466 amino acids)
Biological process (GO): anatomical structure development; positive regulation of transcription by RNA polymerase II; cell differentiation
Molecular function (GO): RNA polymerase II cis-regulatory region sequence-specific DNA binding; nuclear receptor activity; zinc ion binding
Source: RefSeq, a predicted model, not a curated record